Kwoniella botswanensis is the source of this 915-nucleotide messenger RNA. RefSeq lists its product as uncharacterized. Bases 1 to 915 code for a protein of 304 amino acids. The transcript is spliced from 2 exons. Lineage: Eukaryota; Fungi; Basidiomycota; Tremellomycetes; Tremellales; Cryptococcaceae. The record is from RefSeq and is a predicted model, not a curated record.
AUGUACAAAAAUUCAAGUUCAAAAUCAACAUUCUCCACCACUAUCAUCCUCUGUCUCACGAUCCUCUUGCUGAUUCUGGUAUCUCAACUGGCAUGGAUCGAGCGGAAGAUCGACAAUUUAUCUGAGAUAUCAUGUUCAUGUCUUAACAAUUCGAGCAAUAACUUUUCUCGACAGCCUACCACACCACUUCCAUUUGACAGAAAGACUGGUACUCAUAUUGCCACAGGACUGAGGAGUGUCUUUCAGAAUUUCAAAAUUGUCGUGAGCAAUAGCAAGGACAAAAUCCUGAAGAAUGACAAAGAUAAAUCACAAACAGAGUCUGAACCUAUUGUGAUCUCAGCCCGUCAUGAGUUAAUCUUCAAUGAAGAUCAAUCAAGUCUAAUCAAUAAAUCUCCUAAGCCCGUUCGCAACCUAUACAUUUCAACUUUCCUUUCCAUCCACCAUAAUCCCAACAAUCUCAGUCCUGCCAUCGCAUCGUUACCAAAAGAUAUAAAAUGGGUGACUUUGCAUAAAACACUCGAUCUGAGUCUUACCCUCAAAACCCCCGAAGUAGGUAGACAGCUCUUAUCAAAUCUUCAUCCAGUUGAUCGAUAUGGUAUGAAACAUCAAUUCGAGUUGUUCAAUCUUGCUGCGCAAUUCGACGAUGUAUAUACAGCUAGUAGGGUGAUUGCAUCGAUCAGAGGGUACGAUAGUGAUUGGGCUAGUUGGAAUUCAACCUUUUGGCGAUUGAGGGGUUGGGACUGGGAUGAAAAAGCCAUGAAGGGCUUACCAAGUAAUUGGAUAUGGGCUUAUAUGAAAGCCCAUCAAGAGACAGCGAAGCCAAUAGUCAAAUUAGGUACCGUUGAUAGAGAAAGAGAGAUCUAUUGGUUAGCUGUAUCGGCAAGGUUCAUGAGUAAUUUGACUCCUGUAAGUUGA